Molecule: messenger RNA, 1963 nt
Organism: Closterium sp. NIES-67
Lineage: Eukaryota; Viridiplantae; Streptophyta; Zygnematophyceae; Desmidiales; Closteriaceae
Source: the annotation of a GenBank genome assembly
GCGCCACAAUUUCUGGUAGAGUAUGGCUAAUUCAGCCGCCUGGCGCGCAGUGUAUAGGGAGUAUCGCGCGGCGGGCAUCCUUCCCUACCGCUGCGACGGCGACGGUCGGCUGCUGUUUCUGUUUCAGGCCGAGGCGAGCAAGAAGAAACCGCGGGACGUAAGGGGACAGCAGGGCCUGCCACGGGAUUCGCAGCAGCAGACUCUGGAACGAGAGGGUCGGGAACGAGAGGGUCGGGAACGAGAGGAUCGGGAACGAGAGGAUCGGGAACGAGAGGGUCGGGAACGAGAGGAUCGGGAACGAGAGGAUCGGGAACGAGAGGAUCAGGAACGAGAGGAUCGGGAACGAGAGGAUCAGGAACGAGAGGAUCGGGAACGAGAGGAUCGAGAACGAGAGGUUCGGGAACAAGAGGACCGGGAACGAGAGGACCGGGAACGAGAGGAUCGGGAACGAGAGGGUCGGGAACGAGAGGUUCGGGAACGAGAGGUUCGGGAACGAGAGGAGCAGGGGGGCGAGAAGCAGGGCCAUGGCAGCGGUGGCGCAGAGCACGCGAGUGGCGCAGAGCACGCGAGUGGCGCUGCUCCUGGCGGGGGUGGGCUGUGUGCGUGUGGCGCUGAUGGCGCGUGCGCGUGUGGCGCGGGGAAGGAGGGCGGAAGCGGUGGUGCGGGGAAAGAUGAGGGGAGCGGUGGUGCGGUGGAUGGGAGGGGGAAUGAGCGCGGAGAUGAUGAGAGAAGGGGAGGCGAGAGAGGGGAGACAGGAGGGGAAGGAGGGAGGAGGGGUGGGAGAGCAGGGAGAGGGUUGGAGGAAGGAAGGAGCAGGAGAAGGAGAGAAGGGGAGCCCAGGAGACAUGUUGAGGGUACACAAGUCCAGGGUCCAGGCAUUGAGGCCCGAAAGACAGAAAUUCAGCAGCAGCAGCAGCAGCAGCAGCAGCAGUGUGAGAUGCAGGCGAAUGGGAGACAGAAGGGUGAGAAGCAGGAGAAUGAGCGACAGCAGCAGCAGAAGGGGAAGCAGCAGAAUGCGCAGCAAGAGAAGCAGAAGAAUGCGCAGAAAGAGCAGGCGGAGGAGAGGAGGCGGAAGCAGCGGGUGAAGGAGGUGAAGAAGGAGCACCGCAGGCAGCAGUCUGAGAGGCAGACGCAGCAGAAGCAGCGGAACAAGGAGCAGAAGCGGCAGCAGCAGCAGCAGCAGCACGGGCGUACUGGCCCGGUGUAUCUAAUGGACUUCGGAGGCAAGAUAGAAACGCAAGACAGGCAUUCACCGGCUCUCACGGCCGCCCGGGAGUACGUGGAGGAGCUUGAGGCUGGCUGUGAGAAGCUGGAGGGUGCCACGUGGCAGAAACGUGUAGCUGAUGUGGCUGCGGCUCUGGACCAAUCAGAGGCGUUCUAUUGCAGGGCUAGCAAGUAUGUCCUCUUCCUGUGCCAUGAGAAGAGGCUCCGGGAUUGCAGCCAGGAUGUGACAUUAGUAAGUGUGACUCAAGAUGAAGUAAAUGCAGACGGUGUGACUAAAAGUAGCACAGCUGGAGCAGCAGCUGCUCCGACUGCAGCCCAGCUGAGCAGCAGGUGGGUGGAGGCAUCUGCUCUGGUGGAUCAUGUUCUACGUAAGAGUCGGCUGCAGCCGCCUCUGCAUCUUCGGCUCUACCCGUCUGGCCCUACAGGAGGCAUCUCAGCGUUUAUAUAUUGCAUCCUGCGGCUCCAAGUCACUGGGGCCCUUGGAGUUGGCGCUGACGCUUCAUUAGGCUCACUACUGGAGAUGGCGGCGUCGUCGUCUACCAUUGGCCCCACAGAUUCACCGUCCCUCGUAGUGCCGGUAACUGAACCCAAGUCACCGUUGCAUCCAGCUUAUGCCUAAUUGCAUCCCCUCCACGUCGUAAUUGGCUGUACACAAAUGUGUUUGAAUGCUGCCAUUUCUCUGCACGUGGUGAGGCUUCUAGCUUUUCAUUUUUCUGUGCAAUACAUGCCAUACAUGCCA